Messenger RNA from Mytilinidion resinicola, 525 nucleotides. RefSeq lists its product as uncharacterized. Gene Ontology annotation, molecular function: protein dimerization activity. The transcript has 2 exons. The record is from RefSeq and is a predicted model, not a curated record. NCBI's taxonomy places the organism in Eukaryota, Fungi, Ascomycota, Dothideomycetes, Mytilinidiales, Mytilinidiaceae. The coding region runs from base 1 to 525 and encodes 174 amino acids.
AUGUCUCUCAAUAGCAGAGUGAGCAAGAAUGCUGGACGAGUACGAACUACCCAUUCAUCGAAACCAAUACUCUCAGGGAGCACUAUUCAUAAAAGAGUCUUUGAUCCCGAAAGACGGUCCGAAUUAUUACUAUCGAAGUCCAACUAUCAGCUUCUUAUGGAGGGAGAGUCUUCUCAGGCCGGGAUCUCCUUCCCGCCGAGUAUAUUAGAGACCCUUUCUUCAAAGCGCACCAGACAUACGAUCGCUGAACGAGGCCGCAGAAGCAAUAUGAAUGAGGCUUUACAAGAGCUCGCUACUCUCUUGUCGCAAGAUUGUUGCGACGAAGCGGCCCGAAAUACUUUCGCAGUCAGCAACGGUGGCAAAUACGACAAAGCUCAGACCAUGACCAAAGCUUGCACGGUGGAGCUAGCGAUCGAGUACAUUAAGUGUUUGCAGAAGGAAGUAGCUGGAGCAAAGCGCAGUAUCUCCAGCAAGGACAGCAGUGCCAGCAGCGAAGCCGUCACUAAGGUUCAGCUAUCAGUAUAG